Messenger RNA from Schizosaccharomyces osmophilus, 549 nucleotides. It is a transcript of the gene moa1, whose product is annotated as meiosis-specific kinetochore regulator (Meikin) Moa1. The transcript has a single exon. Lineage: Eukaryota; Fungi; Ascomycota; Schizosaccharomycetes; Schizosaccharomycetales; Schizosaccharomycetaceae. Bases 1 to 549 code for a protein of 182 amino acids. The record is from RefSeq and is a predicted model, not a curated record.
AUGGACUGGAUGAAUAGAAGCAAUCAGCUUUACAUUUCUUUAGAUGCCUUUAAAAGGGUAAAAGUAAAUAAUAAAUAUGGAAAGCAACGAACCAAGAACCCACAAGAAUUGGAAAAAAGACAACCACUGCAAGAUAAAACGAAUCAAAUAGCACCAAUCCAUAAAAACAAAGGGUAUCCAGAUAUUCUGCCUGAUGAAAUAUCAUUUAUUAAAACACCAGAACGUAAAGGUCCAGCAAGGUCAUUCCAAGAAUUGUGCUUUUCGGAUAUACCGCCGCUGGACCCAGAUUUCUCUAAAACUUUUCAACCUGUUGCAACGUCAACGCCCAAGAAAAAGGAUAAAGAGAAACCAGUGCAAGCAAGGGACCAGAAGAUUGAAGAUGAAAGUGAAUUUGAUGAGUUAGCGAUGUGGUUCCAAUCUGCCUCUAAUUUUAAACUCAACUUUUCUGAAACUUCUAGCCAAAAACAAUCAAUCUUAAACUGUCAAGAAGCCAUUUUAAACAAAUUUGCUCCUUUUGAAACAGAAACCGAUGAAAUUAUUCUGUUUUAA